GAUGAGGAGGGAGCUCACAUCUUCUCUCAGCUCUUCUUUUUUUUAACCAAUUUAGACGUAGACUUAGAUGAGAUCCAGCUCCAAAUCCAGGACUAGCUAACGGGAAUUAGAAAAGAGAGAUAGUGUAAAUUAGUUUGGUAUGUAGGGAAAAGUAUUUUUCCCAUUUUUUUUAGUUUUGUUGCAGAUUUUUUUUUGGUUACACAGUAGCCACACGAUUAUCAGAUUUCUUUCCAAUGGCUUUGCAGUUAAAGAAGAAACUGUUAUAGAAACGACUUGUGUUUUUUAACGCGUAAAUAAAUGUUUGUUUAUUAUAUGAAAAGAUGAGACAUUAUGCGACGGAAUCGCCAGCGGUUCGCCACUUUUCCUCAUCUUGCAACUGCAAUGCAUAGCUAGAUUUUCGCUUCGAUCGUGUACAUUUUAGACAUUGCUAUCAUCCUGCUGAUUUUUUUUUAUUUGAAAAAGGCAAAGCAAAAACAAAACUGAAAAUCAGUCGCCAGUGUUACAUGAAAAAACUACCCCGGAUAACCGUUAUCUAGCGUAAAUACACAUUACCAAGCUGAAACUGAACAACUUCAGCUCUUUUCUUUAGGAUGUCUCGCCGCAAGCAAGCUAAACCAAGAUCUUUAAAAGUAGAAGAAAAUGAAUCAGAGGACCAGCUUCCUAUUGUGGGACAGUCAACUAUUCAAAGUGAUUCGGAUUCCAAACUAGGAAAGAAAGUGGAGGAUGGAGAACCAGGUGAUUUAAAGAAACAGCUUGCUGCUCUCGAGGAGGGGGAGGAGAUAGAGGAGGAAGCUUUGCACAGCUGUGACAGCUGCCUCCAGGUGUUCGAGUCAGUGAGCGAUCUUACUGAACACAAGAUUAAUCAAUGCCAACUGACAGAUGGGCCUGAUGUUGAAGAUGAUCCUUCAUGUUCUUGGCCAGCAUCCUCUCCUUCCAGCAAGGAUCAGACAUCACCUGGGCAUGGAGACAGUUAUGACUUUGGUGAAGAAGAAGGUGGACCUGGGCUACCCUACCCUUGUCAGUUUUGCGAUAAAUCAUUCAGUCGUCUCAGCUUUUUAAAACAUCACGAACAAAGUCACAGUGAUAAGCUACCAUUCAAGUGUACUUACUGCAGUCGACUCUUCAAGCACAAACGCAGUCGUGACAGGCAUAUUAAACUCCACACUGGGGAUAAAAAGUAUCAUUGUAGUGAAUGUGAUGCUGCCUUCUCCCGCAGUGAUCACCUGAAGAUUCACCUUAAGACUCACACUUCCAACAAGCCAUAUAAAUGUGCCAUAUGUCGCAGAGGUUUUCUUUCAUCGAGCUCGUUACACGGCCAUAUGCAAGUUCAUGAGCGAAAUAAAGAUGGAUCCCAGUCCCUUUCCAGGAUGGAUGAAUGGAAACUGAAAGAGACACAGAAGUGCAGCCAGUGCGAAGAAGGCUUUGAUAUUCCAGAAGAACUGCAGAAGCAUAUAGCUGAGUGCCAUCCAGAGUGUUCCCCACCACUGGAGAGAGCAGCCAUUCAGUGCAUUUACUGCCACGAACUGUUUACAGAAGAGAGUACCCUCUUAAGUCACAUUGACCAAGUGCACAACCGAGAAAAAAAGGGCCACACAUGCACCAUCUGUUCUGAGCACUUCCAUUCUGUCGAGGAGCUCUACAGCCACAUGGACAUUCAUCAGCAGCCAGAAUCCAGCAACCAUAGCAACAGUCCAUCUUUGCUAACAGUAGGCUACACCUCGGUAUCUAGCACUACCCCUGAUUCAAAUCUUUCAGUUGACAGCUCUACUAUGGUUGAAGUUGGCCCUACAUUGCCAAAAAGUCGUGGAAGGAAAAGAGCUGCCCAACAAGGGUCUGAUAUGGCUGUCCUAUCCUCUAAGCAAGCAAAAAUCACAUACAGCUGCAUAUACUGUAACAAGCAAGUAUUUUCUAGCCUUGCCGUUCUGCAGAUCCAUCUUAAGACUAUGCAUCUUGAUAAACCAGAACAGGCUCAUACCUGCCAGUAUUGCUUAGAGGUGCUUCCUUCACUUUAUAACUUGAACGAGCAUUUGAAGCAAGUUCAUGAGACUCAAGAGCAUACUCCAUUGAUGGGCACUAUGCCUGCUAUGAUCUUCCAGUGCAAUUUUUGUCCUGAAGCACUAACUGACCUCAAUGCUCUUCAGGAGCACAUUCGCUGCUCACAUGGCUUUGCCAGUCCAGUAUCCAAAGAGAGCAAUGCCUUCUUCUGCCCUCAGUGCUUCAUGGGCUUCCUUACUGAGACCACCUUGGAGGAACAUAUACGGCAGACACAUUGCGAAGGCGGAAAUGCACGAUUUGAUUCCCCAUUGACUGGAGCUCCUAAAGAUCCAAUUGUGGAGGUCUACUCUUGCUCCUAUUGCACCAAUUCCCCCAUUUUCAACAGUAUUCUAAAACUCAACAAGCAUAUCAAGGAAAACCACAAGAACAUUCCACUUGCCCUGAACUACAUUAAUAAUGGGAAAAAGUCCAGCCGUGCCCUAAGCCCCUCAUCUCCCGUGGCUAUGGAUCAAGCUUCACUUAAAGUUGCUCAGGCAAUGAGUGGUACGUCCUCCCGCUCUGCUGGAGAGUUCAUUUGCAAUCAAUGCGGUGCCAAGUAUUCUUCCUUAGAUAUGUUUCAGACUCACCUCAAGACACACCUUGACAGUGUCUUGCCAAAGUUGACGUGCCCUCAGUGCAACAAAGAGUUUCCAAACCAGGAGUCCUUACUGAAGCAUGUGACCAUUCAUUUCAUGAUUACAUCUACAUAUUACAUCUGUGAGAGCUGUGACAAGCAGUUCACUUCAGUUGAUGACCUUCAGAAGCAUCUCCUUGACAUGCACACUUUUGUAUUUUUCCGUUGUACACUCUGCCAAGAAGUGUUUGACUCCAAAGUGUCCAUUCAGCUUCACCUUGCUGUAAAGCACAGCAACGAGAAGAAAGUUUACCGCUGUACGUCUUGCAACUGGGACUUCAGGCAUGAAUCUGACCUGCAGCUCCACGUGAAGCACAAUCACUUGGAGAAUCAAGGCAAGAUCCAUAAGUGCAUCUUUUGCGGAGAGUCUUAUGGCACUGAAGUAGAGCUACAAUGUCACAUUACAACCCACAGCAAAAAAUACAACUGCAAGUUCUGCAGCAAGGCCUUUCAUGCCAUCAUCCUGCUAGAAAAGCACUUGCGUGAGAAGCAUUGUGUUUUUGAAGCCAAACCUCAGAACUGCGGCACUAAUGGCUCUGCGCCAGUUACUGAGCAAGUUCCAAAAGAUGAAGUUGAGCUACAGAAUCUUCUGGCCAACAGCCAUGGGUCUCAUAAUAGUCACGACGGCAGUGAAGAAGAUGUGGAUACAUCUGAACCUAUGUAUGGCUGUGAUAUAUGUGGAGCAGCAUAUACAAUGGAUUCUUUGCUUCAGAAUCACCAAUUGCGUGAUCAUAACAUCAGGCCUGGUGAAAGUGCCAUUGUCAAGAAAAAAGCUGAGCUAAUUAAAGGAAACUACAAGUGUAAUGUCUGCUCCCGGACCUUCUUCUCCGAAGGUGGGCUACGAGAACACAUGCAGACCCAUCUGGGACCUGUCAAGCAUUACAUGUGUCCGAUCUGUGGUGAACGUUUUCCUUCCCUACUGACACUCACCGAGCACAAAGUUACGCACAGCAAGAGCUUGGACACUGGCACUUGUCGCAUCUGCAAGAUGCCCCUUCAGAGUGAGGAAGAGUUCCUUGAGCAUUGCCAGAUGCAUCCAGAUCUAAGAAACUCUUUGACUGGUUUUCGUUGUGUGGUUUGCAUGCAAACAGUUACGUCUACAUUGGAGCUAAAGAUCCAUGGCACCUUCCAUAUGCAGAAGACAGGCACCAUGACAAGUAAUCAACCCGUGGCACGGUCUCAGCAUCUCCAAAAACUCUAUAAAUGUGCUUCCUGUCUAAAGGAAUUUCGUUCUAAGCAGGACCUUGUCAAGCUUGACAUUAAUGGCCUUCCAUAUGGACUUUGUGCUACCUGCGUGAGUGGCAGUAAGAGCACUAGUCCCACAGUGAAUGGUGGCAAACAGCAAGGAGCAAUGGGGGGUUGUCAGGGUGAAACACUGAGCCCCAGUGAAAGCAAAAGCAAGACCCCUUCCUCCAAGACCAGGUGCUCCAGCUGCAAUGUUAAGUUUGAAUCGGAGGUGGAACUCCAGAACCACAUCCUUUCGGUCCACAGAGAUCUCAUGAAUGACAGUAACAGCGCUCAGAUGAAAACACCCCAGGUUUCACCAAUGCCCAAGGUCAGCCCUUCUCAAACCGAAGAGAAGAAGACAUACCAGUGCAUAAAGUGUCAAAUGAUUUUCUACAGCGAAUGGGACAUCCAAGUUCAUGUCGCUAAUCAUAUGCUAGAACCACUGGUCCAGUUCAGCGUUGCAGUGAACAGUGUCUAUCAUAACAGCAGUGGGCAGUCACAAGAGGAAGGCUUGAACCAUGAGUGCAAACUCUGCAAUCAAACCUUUGAUUCCCCUGCCAAACUACAGUGUCAUCUGAUAGAACACAGCUUUGAAGGAAUGGGUGGCACCUUUAAAUGUCCUGUCUGCUUCACAGUGUUUGUUCAAGCCAACAAGUUGCAACAGCACAUUUUUUCUGCCCACGGACAAGAAGACAAAAUCUAUGACUGCUCACAGUGUCCCCAGAAGUUCUUCUUUCAGACGGAGUUACAGAAUCAUACCAUGAGUCAGCACAGCAGUUAGUCCAGAAGAUGCCAUCCAUUCUGAUGCCAUCCCAUCUGACGAAAGCUGUGUGGCAGGAAAAGGAAAAACAAAAUUCAUGGAUCAUUUAUUCUUUGCACGGAACUAUCAUUGCAAAUGACCUUGUAUUGUAAUAAAAGCCUUGUAUUAUCUUUAAAAAAAAAAAAAAACACAAAAAAAAAAAUCAUUGGACAUUUGUGUAUUUGAAUUUUUAAGCACCAGGCUGACUUAAUGUAAAUAAAGUAUUUCACAUGUGUUGUUUCUGCUCCAGAUGCCAGACACUAAAUCGGUCUAGUACUAUGUAAACAGACCCAAAUUCCAAAGAACUGCAUUGCAAAGAAAAGGAAGGGGCUCUGCAUUUAAAAGAAAGAUGUCUGGAUGUGUGUGCAUAAGAACUGGUGUGUUGGUAUUAAGAAGUAAACUGCAGUUGGGUGUCCAAGACCAUUUCUGCUGUUGUUUUGGUGCUGAUUUUUUUUUUUUAUUCUUAUUAUUGUUGUCCACAUAUUGCAUAAGGAAGAGAUGCUUCUGAUCUGGCCCCGAUUAAAGAACUUUUUGUUGUAAUGGAAACUGCCCAUGUCUGUGUGCAUGUGGUCUUCACAGAGCCAUCUGUCUAUGCUCAGCAUAACGGGUGGUGCCCCCUUAAACUGUAUGCAAUAGUUUAAAUACAGAUUGGAAAGAGCCUUUCUGGUGGAAACUGUCAGGAGCCUAAGCCUCCUGUAAUCAUUUCAGCACAGCCAAAUCUCAAGUCAAUUAAACUAACCUGUAUGUUACUCUUAUUAAUGUUUACUCUGCAGCCUGAACCUGGAGAUUACUGGAAAUGUUUUUGCAAUAGGAAAUAAAUCCAAUUUACCUUUAGGUACCAGAGUCUGUUUCUUAUUCAUUUUGUAUGUGUAAUUACAAUUUAUAAAGCUACUUCUUCUUUUCAACCUCCAAUAAACAGCUUGAGGCACAUGGUGUGAAAAUGUGACAUUUCUGUAGCCAUCAUGUAAGUUGAUGGAAAUACAUGAAAGAAAAAAAAUAAUAAUGAAAUCAGAUUUUCAGUAUUUAAAAAAUGUAUUCUGUACAGUGUUUAAACAUUAAAUAAGUAAGAAUAUAAAAUGGGGUUUUAUUCCAAACCUAAUAUUACAUUUUGUUAACCUAAAUAUUUUAUUCCACUUUCAAGUAUGUAUAAUGAAAGAGGUGUUUUGAUGGCAGUGCACACUAAGCAAUAAGUAAUGUUGUACAAAUCAAGAGGAUAUGCAGAACAUGCGCUAAUUACAAAUUAUUUUGGACACUGUACUGCAACAAGUGUAAUCCAUUCUACCCCUUUCAGUUUUUGCUUAUAAAAAAAGAAAGUUGAACCUGAUAUGUAUUUAUAUGUGUGUGCACUGUAUAUAUAAUUUUUUUUAAUACAUUAACUAUUUGUGCUUUGUGCUCUAACGUGCUGCAUUCAUUCUUUGAAAAUGAUUUGUUGAAUAAAAAGUUCUAUCCCA
Messenger RNA from Polypterus senegalus (gray bichir), 6145 nucleotides. RefSeq names its product zinc finger protein 521 (gene znf521). Gene Ontology annotation, molecular function: chromatin insulator sequence binding; RNA polymerase II transcription regulatory region sequence-specific DNA binding; DNA-binding transcription factor activity, RNA polymerase II-specific. Bases 591 to 4676 code for a protein of 1361 amino acids. Gene Ontology annotation, cellular component: chromosome; nucleus. The transcript is spliced from 9 exons. The record is from RefSeq and is a predicted model, not a curated record. Gene Ontology annotation, biological process: regulation of transcription by RNA polymerase II. Lineage: Eukaryota; Metazoa; Chordata; Cladistia; Polypteriformes; Polypteridae.